UGUUUCGCGAGAUUUGAUUCGUGUUAAUUAUAACCAUGAGUGAGUUCCUCGGGUGCGCGACGCCGCCGCCGAUGCGGGGCUCGAAAUUCAACGACUCGUCCGAGAGACUGUGCUCUUCGGAGCCCAGCUCUCUGAUGGGCUCGCCGGCGCACCGCGGCGGCCGGUGGGCCUCGCCGGCCGCCACGCUCGUCGUCGAGACCGAGUGGGACGGCAAGGAGGUCACCGUCGUCGAUGGAUACGUCAAGUUCCGCGACAACAAGAGGUGGAAGCAGCGCUGGGGCGUCGUGACCAAACUCUCACCGGCUGCAGAUCGCAACCUAGACCUCGUUGAUGAGAUGUGA
Cloeon dipterum is the source of this 341-nucleotide messenger RNA. RefSeq lists its product as uncharacterized. The transcript has 3 exons. The record is from RefSeq and is a predicted model, not a curated record. Lineage: Eukaryota; Metazoa; Arthropoda; Insecta; Ephemeroptera; Baetidae. Bases 36 to 341 code for a protein of 101 amino acids.